CUAACUACUAAUUGAGGAACUGAUGAUUAUUGCAAUCUCCUUUCAAUAACUUUUUGUGUUCCUUGAUUUAAAGUGAUAGUGAAUCAUGGUACUAUAAUCAUUAAGAUAUUUUAAGUAACAAACGAAUGAAUUUACUUAGUUUAUUUAAUUGCGAAUUAAAGAAAUUUUAGCAAUAGAAUAUAGCCGAACUUAAUGUUUGAUUAUAUACAUACAUGAAAGGUUGACAGUAGUGUACUUAUUACAACAUUCCAAUAUGUAUAUGGCUAAUGGACACACACCCUAAUAAUGCACCUAUGUGCUAUGUUAAGCCUACUGCAGACAUGAACAUUAAAGUGAGCAUGUUUGUCGAUCAUAAUGGAAAGAUUUAUUUACCAUACCUUCAUGAUUGGUUACCACACUCAUCCGAUUUACUUAGCCUAAUUCAAAUAAUGAUUGUAACAUUUGGAGAACAACCACCUGUUUAUGCUAAACCACGAGGUAUACAAACAAGUUCUACACCUUAUCCAGUACAACCUUUCAUGCCUGUACCUGCAAGUGGAACGCAUAUUCCUGGUACUAAUUUUCCACCAUAUCCACAAAACUCACAGUAUGCAGGUGGAAGUAACAUUUAUCCUCCAUAUAUGUCUACAACAUCUUCUGGAUUUCCAUACCAAGGCUCAUACAGUUCAUAUGGAGGAAGUACAUCAAAUUAUCCAUCUCAAGGAUGUACUGGCUCUUUUCCAUACCCUCCAUCAACACAGCCAUCUCCAACAGUACCUGCUACUGCUGGUGCAUCAGGUACAAUUACUGAAGAACAUAUUAGAGCAUCUUUGUUGUCAGCAGUAGAAGACAAAUUAAGACGAAGACUUAAAGAACAGUUCUCACAGUUGUUAGCUGAGCUAGAAACGUUACGUCGAACGCAACAAGAACUUACAAGCGGAUCUGCUCAUCUUACCGAAUUGUUCGAUAGAUUGAAGAAGGAGAAGGCUGAACUUGAAAAAAAUAUAACUAUACUCCAAGAUAAAGAAGCUGAAUUGGAAAAAGAAAUCGCAAAACUUUCUGACAAUCAGUCUAUAGACGUCGAUGAAGCUGUUACAACGAUCGCACCACUUUACAAACAAAUGUUAAACGCAUAUGCGGAAGAAGCAGCAACAGAAGAUGCUAUAUAUUACUUGGGUGAAGCUUUACGUUGUGGUAUCAUAGAUUUAGAUGCAUUUUUAAAACAAGUACGACAACUUUCACGCAGACAAUUCAUGCUAAGAGCACUUAUGCAACGCUGUCGCCAAAAAGCGGGACUGGCUGGUUAAUCAUUUUACUCAAUUUUUAUAAAGUUGCUCCAUUUAAUAUUUUAUUUUAUUACAAACGAUAUAUGCAAAAUGAACUAUGUAAAUUCCACAAUGAUAGAGGAAUAGAGAUAUGUUAUAAAAAGAAAGAGACAUUCUCGUUACAGAAAUUGUAUGCUAUAUAUACAGUAAUGUAUUUUUGUUUCAUGUUGUAUACAUUAUUUUGUUCGUAACAAAGAAUAUAACGUGAACGUAAAGCUUUUAUACAUAAAAACGAAUAAAAAAUAAACAUACACAUACACAUAUAUAUAUAUGUGUGUGUGUAUAUAUAAAAUGAACAAAUUAAGGUUUAAAUAAUUAUACUAAAAAUAAAUAUCCUUACGAGGUUAUAUUUCUAAACAUAAUGUAUUAAAAAUGUGUAAAGAAUGCGAAAUUUUUAAUUGACUUUUUUUAAAAUCAUAAAAAAAUUAUGUACCUUAAAUACUUUUAGAUACACAAAAAAUAUAA
Messenger RNA from Heterotrigona itama, 1769 nucleotides. NCBI's taxonomy places the organism in Eukaryota, Metazoa, Arthropoda, Insecta, Hymenoptera, Apidae. The record is from the annotation of a GenBank genome assembly.